AUGCGUGUUAAGGUUAUUCGAGCGCAACAACUUGGCGGUGAUCAUUGUUCCGUAAAUCAACCUUAUGUUAUACUGGAAAUGGAUGAACCAGCUCAAAAAUUUCAAACAAAACAUGGAUUUAAUAUCGGUUCAUGUUGGGAGCAAUCAUUUGAUUUUGAUUUAACGCCAGCAUCAGAGGAGAUUCUAUUUGAGAUAUAUGAAGGACAAGUGAAACAUUCUGAACAAAAUGAACGUGAAAAUGAUCGAUUCUUAGGGCUUGCAAUUGUUGGUCUAGAAGAAGCGCGACAAUGCAAUGUUAACACUUCGUAUAACUUAAAAUUACAAGGACGACCGUAUAGAAAUGAUAAUAUCACGGGUAAUUUAAUUGUACAGUUCGACUUCUACUAUGAUCCAAUGGGAAAUUCAACAGGUAAAGAUAAAGAUGAAACUGUCAUGCGAAAUAAUUUUAAUCAAUUUUGUGAACCAAUAAGCAGUAGUACAAAAAGGCCUAUAUAUGGUCCACGUGAUAGUUUUGGUGCAUAUGAUAAUAAAGAUAUGACAUCAGCAAAAACAACAACAGUUACCGUAAAAAAUGUUCCACAGCAAUCAUUAAGCGACAAAACUAAACCUCUAACAGGAACAACAGGAAUUACAACAAUACAACAAACAUCAACAACACCUAUGGUUUAUGAUUCACAUAAACAACGAAUUGAUACCGAUGAUAUUCAACAACGGUAUCAUUCAGAUGAUACAAUAAUUCAGCAACGAUCGCCCGUACUGAAUGGACGACAUGAACAUGUUACUGGUGAAGCAAAACAAUAUCAACAGCCUGGUAUUGCAACAACCAGCCAGAUACAGCAGCAUGUGAUACCUGGCAGUAGUACGGGGACUACUUCUGGUACUCAGUAUCUUCCUACCAGAACUAAAGAUCUCCAUACUACAGAUGUCGACAAUUAUCCUUAUCAUAGGUAUGAUAAGGAAGAAACAGAAGAAUUAAUAAUAACUAAACCAGAUGAAAGUCAAACAAAAGAAGUUAAUGAAGUACGACAAUCUAGAGGUCAAUUGAAGAUGCAUGAUGAAGAACGAUCAACCAGAAAACGUGAUCGUUCAUUCUUCAGCGAAUUACGUGAACGAUUAAGAGGACGUCGACAUUCUAAACGACGUGCUAAAAGUUGUGAACUUGAAGUUGGUGAAAUGGAAGAAGCAGUUUCAUUACCACCUUCUCGUGAUAUCUCAAGGACACGUUUUUCUGAAAAAUCGGGCAGCCGAUAUGAUUUACGAUCAUAUGAUGGUAAAUCGGAACAGUCUACAAAAAGUUUAUACAAACAAAGUACAUUACUCCUUGAAACACAUGAAAAUGGUCAAAAAAGGUAUUAUCAAAUACCACAUAUAGUAUUAGAUGAACCAGGUGCAACAAAACUUUUACGACAAGGAAAAAAGCUACAUGUUUACAAUGAUCACACAUUUGUUGCUGUAAAAAGUCGAAGUGGUACGAUUUGCAACGUAUGUCAUCAACGAAUUGGACGAAGUAAUUUUACUAAGCAAGCUUAUCAAUGUAGAGAUUGUCAUACUGUAUGCCACAAGCCAUGUCAUUAUAAGACUCAGUCUUAUUGCACAGCAAGUAAUGUCAACAAAUUGAAUGUAGUGAAAGACGUUGAUUGGAAUUAUCUUUUAACAACCAAUCAAAUUAAUGAAUUCAUUUCCGAAGAUGGUGUAUAA
Cercopithifilaria johnstoni is the source of this 1698-nucleotide messenger RNA. The record is from the annotation of a GenBank genome assembly. Lineage: Eukaryota; Metazoa; Nematoda; Chromadorea; Rhabditida; Onchocercidae.